This is a messenger RNA of Xenopus laevis (African clawed frog), 1623 nucleotides long. It is a transcript of the gene or5f1l1.L, whose product is annotated as olfactory receptor family 5 subfamily F member 1 like 1 gene 1 L homeolog. The coding region runs from base 322 to 1623 and encodes 433 amino acids. The transcript is spliced from 5 exons. Lineage: Eukaryota; Metazoa; Chordata; Amphibia; Anura; Pipidae. The record is from RefSeq and is a predicted model, not a curated record.
UAUCCACAAAAAUCCCCAUAUCCUUCUCAAAUAAGGAUGCCACCAUUACAGUGCCAUUUAGUCUAUAACGGGCAGUAACUUAUGUUAUUUCUACCAAACUGCAUAACCUUGCACUUAUCAACUCUAAACCUCAUAUGCUGCACAUUAUUUAGGUAUGUCCAUUUAUAUUUUAGCUGAUUUAAAAAUAGAAACAUACAUUAAAAUGAUGUACAUGUGACCAAGAAGUAUGGCAUCUUGGAACUAAAUCUCAUGUUAUAAGCUUAUAACCCGCAGAACUGUGCACUUCAAUUUUCUUCACUAUUCUUCUCAUACUAGAAACAUAUGGCACAAGGCAACCAGACUGUUAUAAAUGGAUUUAUAUUAUUGGGAGUCGCCAAUGGUCCAAAGACUGAAUUAUUUCUCUUUGCACUUUUUUUCCUAAUUUAUAUGAUUACAGUUUUUGGGAAUAGUUUUAUCAUAUUCUCAGUUAUUUUUAUUUCUACCCUUCACAGACCAAUGUAUUUCUUCCUGGGACACUUAGCGUUUUCCGACCUUUGCUAUUCCACUGUUGUCACUCCCAAAAUGCUGCAUGAUAUUGCUUCUGAGAGCAAAUCAAUCACGUUUGCUGGAUGUGCCGCGCAGCUCUAUUUCUUUGCUGUGUUUGCUAGCAUUGAAUGCUAUAUGCUCUCUGCCAUGGCGUAUGACCGAUAUGUGGCGAUAUGCCAGCCUCUCUUGUAUGCAGUUAUAAUGAAUAGAAAGGUUGUUAUUAUUUUUGUGGUUGGAGUAUACCUCAGUGGGAUCUUUACUGCAAGUAUUCACACAGCCUGCACUUUAACUUUGUCUUUUUGCGGCCCCAAUACAAUCAACCAUUUCUACUGUGAUAUCCCACCACUAAUGGAACUCUCCUGUUCUGAUACAUAUAUUCAUAAAACUGUUAUAUUUGUUGUUGUUUUCUGCCUGGGAUUGUUUAAUGUAGCCGUUAUACUGGCCUCUUAUUCGUAUAUAUUUUUUACAAUUAUUCAUAUCCAGUCAUCUUGUGGUAGACACAAAGCCUUUUCCACCUGUUCCUCCCACCUCUUAUGUGUGUCCUUAUUUUAUGGAACUGUUUUCUUUAUGUACCUUCGCCCAGCAUCCAAAUAUUCUGUUAGUCAAGACAAAGUGGUCUCUGUGUUCUACACAAUGGUAAUACCAAUGAUGAACCCGAUCAUCUACAGCUUACGAAAUGUUGAGUUAAAAAAUGCUAUUAUAAAUACUAGCCUGUCGUUACUAUGCUAUUUUAGCUUUUCAGAGAAACCCCUUGGUGGGUGGUCGUUACACUGGCCUCUUAUUUUCUUUAUGUACCUUCGUCCAGCAUCCAAAUAUUCUGUUAGUCAAGACAAAGUGGUCUCUGUGUUCUACACAAUGAAACAAAAUACUACCCUAAAAGUAUGGGUCCAUGUAAAGAUGCAGCCAUCAAACACCCCCAAAACUGAGGCGAUCCAGAGCUACACUCUAAUUAAAUGGGCCAUCGUUGCUGUCCUAGAUGUAGAAUCUCGGUUGCAAAGCUACGUAGAAACCUAUGGUUUCUGCAGAAAUUUAAAGGUAGAAAUUGACAGUCAUAAAAGGCAUAAAGGGACCGAUUCAAAAAAGGUUUGUCUGCGGUGA